Molecule: messenger RNA, 6829 nt
Organism: Schistosoma margrebowiei
Lineage: Eukaryota; Metazoa; Platyhelminthes; Trematoda; Strigeidida; Schistosomatidae
Source: the annotation of a GenBank genome assembly
AUCGAUAAUACCUCACACUAAUAUUGUGUCAUUUUGAAUUGUAGUCGUCAUCCAUGUACAAAAGAAGUUUACGAGGCUCGUUUAGUCAGCCAUCCUAUACAGAACCAGUAAUAAACCUAAGAAGUCUAGACAAACUUCAUGAUCAAAGUCACUCGAAGAAGCAUCAUCGUUAUCAUAAAAGUAGAAGCGCUUCAAACCAUGAUUCUUCACUUGGUGUUGUUUGUGACAAAAGAACUCGUGAUUCAAAAUUAGGGCUAGUCGAAGAAUUUGAAGAUGAUGAGACGAAUAAGUUUCAUUUGAAAAGUACUCAUAUUAGUGAAAAUCCAACAGUUAGUAAAACGUCUCCUCAAAAUAACCGUUUGUUAUCUCAUGAUCGAGAAACCUUUGGAUACGAGUCGUCCAAUAUGUUCAACUCGACUCCUAAUUUGAAUCACCUCUACUCACACGUACCUCGACAUCAAACAAAUCAAACUUUCAUUACCGAACCUGAAGAAUAUGACCAAUAUAUAUCAGACGAUUCACAGAUACAGCAGUUGUUUCCUGAAACAGUCCAAUCCAUGCCAUGUUCGCCUAGAGUCAAUAAACUCUUUGAGGAUCAGUGUGUUAUCGACCCCUGCCUUACUAAUUCUGAACAUUUUGGACACAUUUAUCAACCAAAUACAAAUCUCAACAUAUAUGAGUUUUACGAAUGUCAAUUAAAUAAACAGCUAACAAAGUUGAGUAUGCUUCACGCUCAACAAUUAAAUAUUCAGGUUUUGUUGGAGCGUGAAUGGAUGAAAUUGCACAAGCUGAAUUGUUUGAAAAUGGCUAAGUACGGAUGUAACGAUAUUAAAAAAUCCGAAAACUAUGAUCAAUCUCAAUAUCCAUUUAUUGAAAAUAUAAAUAAUGCAAGACAUUUGCAUUCAACAAGUAACACUAAUACAAUACCAAUUCAUUCACCUGAAAUGCGUAAUAUGAAUUCAUUUAAGCAUCAUAAUGAUUUACUUUAUUUAAGUAAAAAUUUCAAAUCUGCUGAAUGUGGACUAAAUAAUUUAGAUGGUGGUGAUAACCAAGUAUUUAAUAUUGAUGCAUAUAAUGAUAAUGUUUUAGCAAGAAUGCAAGAACGAAGUCGUAAUAGUGCAGAUGAAGGAACAUUUAACUUGAAUUCAAAUUACCGUAUGAUUUCACCAAAUUAUACAUUAAAAGAUAGAAAACCUGUACAUAAUUUAAAUUCAACUAUACCUUAUACUAGAGAUCAUCUCUACUCACAAGAACUACUGAAUCGUUUAAUUCAAAGUUCACAGUCAAACGGUUACACAAAUUAUACACCAGUUUUUAACAAACCAUCACAUAAAUUAUCAACCAAAAAUAAUUAUCAUUUUUCUGAAUUAAAUAAUCAACAAAUUAUCAAAAAACCAAGUAUACCAAAAAGUGGUUCACCAUCAAAAGAAAGUUAUUUAACAUCUUCCGAAAUUGAAAUUCAUUUACCAAGAGAAUAUCAAUCUUUUCAAUCAAAUCAACAUUCAAAGAAUUCACUUCAACCUACUAUAAAUUCUAAUAAUAUCAGUAUAAACAAUCAAAAUUUAACAAAAACAUUUUCAGAGAACCAAAAUUUGAAACAAUCUAAAUUGAAUAAAUAUUCAAGUUCUGAUCGAUUAUCUUUAAAGAAAUAUUUAAAAUCUGAUUGUAAAAAGAAACUUUUAUUAAAUCGAGAUGAUUCAAAACUACCAAUAAAUAGAUCUAAAAGUCCACCACAAAUGUUUAUAUUACGUAAAAGUGCAUCACAACCUUGUAUUUACAAAAAUGAUAUAAAUAAGGAAGAAAUUAACAGAUCGAGUCCUCCUCAAAAAUAUCCUCUUAUCAAACAAAGUAGUGAAUUGAAUGCAAACAAAUCAUCAACUGAAUCAAUUGAUGGAGAAAUUUUGGAUAUUGAUUAUAAGGCUUCAACAUCGUUAUGGUAUGAUCACAGUGAUAAUAAUAGUAAUGUGAAGAAAAAUACUUUUAAUGGUGUUGUUAAUCAUGGUAAUGAUCAAUACUGUUUACAAGAUACUAGUCAAUUAUUACCAUCAUAUCCUCGUAUAAUAAAACAAGUUUCUAAAUUGCCUAAACACAUUGAAGUGGAUAAAGAAAAAGAUUACGAAUAUAGUUCAAAUUCAACAAGCCAGUCAAGUACUUCAAAUUUCACAAAUAAUCAUAUAAAAACUAAACAUAAAUCUAUGACGAAUUAUCAAUAUAAUGAUAAUAAAUUAAAAGUUAUUCAUGCAACUGAUAAUACUAAUAGUGUGAAGAAGCCGAUAUAUGAACAAAAUGAAACUAGUUAUAAUAACGUACAUAUAUCAAGAGAAUGUAAACAAAAUAAUAUUAUUGAUCGCAAUGAUUCCUCCAUUUUAUCAAACUCUUUGUCUACGUUAAAAUUGUCGAAUGGAACUGCAAAUCAACAAAACCGAAUCAUAAGUAGCAACUGCACUACUGCUAUGAUAAAGACUAAUAAUAAUAGUAAUAAUAAUGGUGAUUUGAAUAAAUUUAUAAAGCAUACAUCCGAUGAUCAGUUGAAUAAUUAUGAGUUAGAUUUAACAAAUGACUCUGGUAUAUCAUCUGUGAAUAAAGAUUCCAUAAUACCAAGUGGUGUAAUAUAUUUACAUAAAGAAAUUAAUCAUAUGGUAUUUGGUCCUUCUCGUAAUCCACUCAAUAAUGCUGUGUUGAAUUUCACAAUUAGUGAACGAAUAAAUACACCAACAUGGUUAGCUUUAUGCACGGAUGAAAUGAAAGUUUAUGUCUAUGAUUUAUGGACCCAUAGUUGUUUAACAGAAUUUAUGAAUCAUGCUAUUUCAUCAACGAGUCCUGUAUUACAUCUGUUCUCAUUGAAUCCAUUAGAAUAUUCUGAUAAUUCAAAAGCACAUGUUGGAUUUCUAUGUGUUGUUCAAAAGAAUGGAAUUUUAACACUAUAUAACAUAGCUACUCGAAAUAUGAUUUCAAGAACAAUAUUGGAAUGUGAAGUAUAUUGUGCUAGUUUAAUUCCAUGUCAAGGUAAACUAGAUCAAUAUUUACCUCAAUCUAUAUUCAGUAUUGAUACAUAUGGUUCAUUAACUAUUUCUCAAUGGAAAAUUAUAACAAAUAAUAAAGACACAGUUCUCAAUGAACCCACAUUAUGUGAUGAAACAUUAGAAAUUGGAACAAACAUUUUUAAAGAGAUAUCACGUAAAGGAAAACAUGGAGAUUUUAAAUAUUGUACAUACAUUCACGACAACUUUCGUUCACAACCUAAUGGUGAAUUAAAAUUAAAUAAAACAAACUCGAAUAUUGAUAAUUCACAAAUGUAUUCAUUCAAUGAUAUAAAUCCAUGUGAAUUUAGUUUUAUUACUGCAGCUUAUGAAUGUACAAGAAGAAAAAUUCUACGUUUAACAAAUUGGAUUUGUAAAAGCAAAGGUUUACGUAAUACUGUAUCAUAUAAUAAAAUUUUAUCAAAUGAUCCUAAUUCUAAUUUAAUUGAUAUGACAGUUGUUGAAAGUGGAUGUUCUGGUAGUUUAUGUAUGUGUUUUACAAAUGAAAUAUUUUGGCUUAGUUUACAUACAUUUGAUAUAUUAUCCAAAUUUAAAUUACCUACAUUUAUGCAACCAAUUAAUUGUUUAUCAAAAUCAUGGCCACAACCAGCUGAUUUAAAUCAAUCUCAGCAUAGACGUACAUGGAUAUCUGUAAAUAGAAAUCGUUUAUUAGAAAUUUCUCCAUUUGAAAGUCAACGUCGUUUAGAUACAAAAGGUAGAAGUUGUCUAUUAGUUUGCCCUGUACUAUCAACUGAUUCACAGAUUACAACUGUUUCAUCGGGUUUAGGUAUUACACCCAUUGUAAGUAAAACAAUUUUAUUUCUUCAUAUAUAUAUAAUAGCAUUAAUAUAAUAAUAAAAUUGGAUAACUGCUUUGAAUAAUUGUCUUUGAUUUUAUUUCUCUUCCAUUUUUUACACCAAAAUGUUGAAUAUUCCAUACUAUGUUGUCUUAUCAACCUACAAUGUAUGUUUCAUUUCCCCUAAAGCAUGACACUGUGUACAACGUAUUAUUUUUUUAAAUAUUGAAAUAACUGAUAUACGAUCAACAUACAAAUUAGUUAUCUAGGCAGAUUAUCUACAUAUCAUUGAAAAUAACUAAACAAUAAAUGCUUAUUUAUUUAAGUAGUAAUUUUAACAUGCAUGUGAGAAAUCAACAAAAAUAAUUUCGUAAAGAAAAGAAUUCUGUUGAAAGCGUUUUGUACCAUGAAAGUAAAAUUCGAAUAUAUAUUUAUCAUCCAUCUCUUCAUGUAAUUUAUAGUUAUAUUGAUUGAGGACAGUUAACCUUGGAACUAAAUAUUAAGAAUGAUGAUUGAACGUUGAUUUUGUCCUCAUCCAACAUCGAUAGACUAUCUCAACCACACUUCCUUAAUAAAUAAAAUAACUUAUCACUUAAACAUCAACGAAAGGAGAUUGAACCAUUUUUAAAAGAUGGUUGAUAAUUCUUUGCUCAUUUUAACAAGUUUAACUGAGUUCGAAAUGUGAGACUAGACCUUAGUAAGUAGCAUUUAUAAUGAAAUGUAAUUGGUUGCAAUUUUGAUAAUUUCACGAUAAUUUAAAGGAAAACUCUAUUAUUGAAAUAAACUCAAAAUCCAUUUAGCAAUUGUACAUCUUAACUCAAUCAAAAAGACGUUUAGAACUGGUUCAUAAUAUGUAUCCACUCAAAUUCUUAUUGACCUUGGGUCUGCGUCAAGUCAACUGAUCAAAUCUAUAGAUUUUGCAGUGUUGUUAGUGCAUAAAAAUUCAUAAUUUUUGGAACAAUUAUCAACAAAGAUAUGUCUGCUAUUCCUGCUACUGAAUGAAAAACUGGUCACUUAUACAAAAGUGAUGCAUGCCUGAAGGAAAUGAAAUAUCUAAACUAACUUUUUCCUCGCAUUCAUAAAUCUAGCAUAACUGCAUUUAUGGUAACUUUUAACCACAUGAGAAAUUCAGUGAUUAACACCAAUGGCUAAGGCAUUUGUCUACAGUUUUUUCCGCUUUUUUGCACACAAAAUGUUGAAGGACUAUGUUUUUCGGAGUCUUUACAAAAGAUUCUAAUUGUUUGUCAAAAAUUACUGGCUUAAUAGGGUUGAUAAUCCCGAUAAUUUAUAGAAACGUGAAAUUAUACUCAGUGACAGGCAACACUUCCUUGUGAAGUUUGCUUCUUAAAUGAGAGGAGAAAUUGUUUGUUAAUAAUCGUUACACACAUUUAUUCAAUGAUGUUUAUUGUAUGACAGUAAUAGUAAUUUACUCAUCAAAAAUCUAACCUUAAUAUCGUUGUCAUAUCACAUGUGUGAUUGAUUUUUAAUUCGCUUUUUCCUAGAAAAUCAGUUGAUAGACGCGAUUAAUUUUUAGUUAUUAUGAUGAAAUUCCAUUGGUACAUGAAAUUCCAUGUAUGAUUUUUAAAAAAACUUCACCUAACAAUUCCAUGGUAGCUAAUCAUUUAUUAUCAUAAUUCAACAUUUCUCAAAUCAAGCAAACUAAAAGUAAUAAUCAAUAGGUUUAGAAACAUAUAUCUUCAAUGACUUAAUCACACCUUCAUGUGCUAGUGAAUAUAAAUCUAAUUUAUUUUAAGUUUUUGUUGAAAAUAAGAGUAACUCAACUGGCGUUUCAAUAACACUGCAUAUAGACCCCUAUGAUUGAAAAACCCACGUCCACUAAGCACAAAUAUCAGUGUUAUGUAUAAGUAAACCAUGUUCUAGAACGCUGACCAUAUUCUUUUAUUUUCACUAACCAACGUUUAUUCCCCUACAUUUUAGUUAGUAUACGUAUUCCAAAAUGUUUGAAUAAACAAUUUCCCCAAUCAUAUUAUUGAUUAAUAGAUCCCAUUAAUUAUAUCACAGAUAAUAUUCGGGGGGGGGGACUGAAAACAAACGUAUUUCAUUCUAAGGCAUUAUCUUCCAACACAAACCAAUUGUACAUUUUGAAAUCAAGUGCUUAUACUGAAAGAUUUAAUCAAAACAAAUUAUAAACUUCUAAAUUUACGAUUGCUACUUUUAGUGAAAAUCACUAUUACGAUCCACUAUCAUAACAACAAUUGUAUGACACGUAGUUUAAUGUUGUGGUACAUCUGACAUUGUUUGUUACUUUAGAUUGCAACAGCGUUAGAAAAUGGUGAAAUUCAUAUAACACAUGUCCCUGAAUCUUGUUUCAGUUGUAUGGUUGAAUUUUGUUCUCUUGGUUUUAUCAAUAAAAAUGAAUUAGUGAAUCAUGUUGUACAAGAUCAUUAUUUAGGCGAAUCAACCGAUGAAUUUCGAUGUAAUUGGGCUUCAUGUGAUCUAUAUCUUCCGUUGAAUUGUUCACAAUUUAAUAAAGAGAUAUUAGAAGAUCAUGCUCAUCAACAUGUAUAUUCAUAAGAGAAAUCUAAUUUCUUCUUUAUUUAAUUAUCAUUUUACUAAAUGUAUUAUUUAUUGUUUAUUAUUAUUAUUAUUCAUUUAUUAUUCACUUCCUGUUUGUUUAUUUGUUUACAACAAUAAUACGUAACAUUUAAACAAAUCUCAUUUAAAACUACCUAAGAUUUCGUCCGCAUUUUCAUCAUAUAUUUAUGCAUAUACAUUUGUUUGAAUGAAUUGAAAGCAUUCUAAACAAAUUUUUAUUUGCUGAAUGAUCAAUAUCCUAUUGUUUAUUGUUCUAUACUUCUUUUUCAACAGUAAUUUGUUUUUCUUAUAUUAUCAACCAAUUAACACGUCAUAUUGUUUUAAUAAACAUAAUAAGAAAUUGUGUUACCUACAUAUAGAUAUUAAUCACUUGUUAAAUGUAAUAAGGAAUCAACUUCAUAACUUUGUUUAUUUUUUAAAGAACUUUUUGUUGUUGUUGUUGAUAAAUCCAUGUUUA